Teleopsis dalmanni is the source of this 1595-nucleotide messenger RNA. RefSeq names its product E3 ubiquitin-protein ligase RNF185-like. Lineage: Eukaryota; Metazoa; Arthropoda; Insecta; Diptera; Diopsidae. The transcript has 5 exons. Gene Ontology annotation, cellular component: endoplasmic reticulum. Bases 365 to 1105 code for a protein of 246 amino acids. Gene Ontology annotation, molecular function: metal ion binding; ubiquitin-like protein conjugating enzyme binding; ubiquitin protein ligase activity. The record is from RefSeq and is a predicted model, not a curated record. Gene Ontology annotation, biological process: ubiquitin-dependent protein catabolic process.
UCAAGAAAAAACAAUAGUUGUACUAAAAUUGAUACGUUUGAUUUGCUUUUUUUUCAUUUGAAAUUUUUUCAAUUUCAAAUUCAUACGCUCGUAAAUCAACAUUUGAGAUUGAAGUUUUCUAUUCUCAAAAAAUGUGUGGCUGGUAACACUUUAUUCUGGUUGUAUUGAAGGCGAAGUAAAGGAAAAGCAAACAGCUCAAGGAGAAAAGUCGUCAUACGAAAAUAAUAAUCUAAUUUAAUUAAAGUCGCUGUGCGGAAUUCUGGUUUAAAUAUAGUUUUAAGAAAUUUUAAUAAGCCCCCUGAAAACCUGCUCGGAAACCGGAGUGUGCGAAAGAGACCUAACCAGAAACAUAAUUAUUUACAAUAUGUCAACCGAGGCACCUUUAUCAGGCACAUCGGUUGCGGCAAUGCCAUCAGAAGAACCCGUAGCUUCGGUUGCCGGAGAAACAUCAUGUGAUCAGGAUAUACCUAAAAGUUCAACAUCAUCUUCGACUGCUUACUCCUUUUCUGGGGAUGCGUUAGUAGGACAUACGUUACAGGGUGAUAAUUUAAAUGGUAACACAACAAAAACGGAAAACAAAGAAAGUAACCCCAACACAGAAGCGGAAAAAGAUGAAAACAAACAUGAUGACUCGGUUUAUGAAUGUAAUAUUUGUUUGGACACAGCAAAGGAUGCCGUUGUUAGUUUAUGUGGACAUUUAUUCUGUUGGCCAUGUUUGCAUCAGUGGCUUGAAACUCGUCCGAACCGUAAAUUGUGUCCAGUUUGCAAAGCCGCCAUUGGCAGAGACAAAGUUAUACCUUUAUAUGGACGUAAUAGCACCAAACAGGAGGAUCCAAGAAACAAGGUUCCACCAAGGCCAGCAGGACAGCGUACUGAACCGGAUCCACAACAUGGAUUUCCUGGCUUUGGUUUUGGAGAUGGUUUUCACAUGUCUUUUGGUAUCGGCGCUUUCCCAUUCGGGUUCUUUGCCUCAUCUUUCAAUAUUGGAGAACCACGACCUGGAGCCUCAAACCGUGGUACAACACAGUACGAGGAGGAACAGCAGCUGUCUAAAUUGUUUCUCUACCUAGCACUCUUAUGCAUUGCUUGGUUACUAUUUGCAUAGCAAAGUUUUGUGAUGUGUUUAAUAUUUUCUUGCUCAUUGCUUAUGAACGCAAACAUAUUAAUAAAAUCAAAUCAUAAAAUGCAGUUUACUAAAAUACACAACGCGAUUUAUAAAUGAAUUAUAUUAGGUAAAUACAACAUAUACGCGACAGAAAUUGUGGUAAAAGAGGGAAAGCCGUUAAAUUUGUAAAAUUCUUUUUUAAAAUAAAUAUUUUCCCAGCUUAUAAUAACACAACACAACACAACGCUAGUCAAAAAUUAAAAAAAUUAAUUAUGCAAAAAAUAUCCCCGCAAAAAUUCAAAUUUAGGUUUAUUCGACUCUAUAUCAAUUGGUGUUUGGAUCUGCUGCGCAAUAAUGUAAUAAAAUAUUUUUUAAGAGGGACUUUUACAAGACAAUGGUUUGUUUUUAUUAUUGAUCAUUUAAGUUUAUUAUAUUACUUUAAUGUAUUAUUUUUACUCAAAACUGAAACAUUUAAUAAAGCAAUUGUUUC